AGGCCAAAACGCUAUCAUCCUCAUGUUCGAGCGGAACGCAAACAAUGAGGCACUAGCCUCUAAUAUCCUCCUGUUUUCGAGUCACGUCAGGGUAUCUUUCUUUCUACUACAUUCUUCAGCAACACAUUCGACACUAUAGCCUCUAUGCUACUGUUUCCAUUAUCCGAUAUCAAGGUAGUCGUCUGUGGAAUGGCUACAAUUGCAGCUUCCGUGGGAUAUGCUUGCUCUCGGAGGCUUUCAGUUCAGACGCCAACUACGGAUCGCAACGAUGUCCCUGACUCGGAGCAAGGUGAAGAGUCAGUGGAAGAAAGCCCAGCGGAUGCGAAUAGUAAUGAUUCCGCUCGGCGAAUCUCUUUGAAGCGCAAACAAAUGCAUGACCAUGACGAGAACAAUAAUGAUCUCGAAUAUCCGCAUAACCUGUCAUCUAUUUACCCCAAUAAGCGGAAUAGGACCCCGCCUAUUUCUGAUGAGGAUGACGAGCGUGUGUCUGUGGACCCUGAUGUUUCCCAGCAAGAUCGUGCGCCGGUUGCCGAAUUUGCUGCUGUCGACACCACGAACAAGGAUACGGCCCAGGAAGCAGCCAACAGCCUCGAAGCGCCUCUUUUCACAGAAGAAGCAGCAGCGACUACCAAGGCUAGCUCUGGGCCUACGAAACUUUCUGAUAGGGCCUCCCUUGAUGCUGUCGAGGAUGCCCCGGCCGUCGCCUUGAAGGCUGAGGCUACGAAGCCAGUCAUCCCGCGGCCCAUGCUCUCGAAGCCCAGGCGCAGCCCUAUCAAGUCCACUGGCGGCGGCUUCGCAUCGUACUCUGGCACGGUCUCGCCUUUCAAGACUAUCAAAGCAGGUUCUAGUACGACGUCAAUAUGGUCUCACAAAAAUGUCAAUUCGACGACAGAUCGCGCAACGAUUGAUCGGCCUUUGGGUCCCCCAACCGAGGCUCCUCGAGAGUCAACCGUACCUCAUCUCACCGGAGAAGAAGAUGAAGAAGUAGCGAGCGAUAUUAAGGGCGUGAGGCUAUACAUCAAGCGAGGGGAGAGAGAUUUUACUUCUGGCAUGCUGGGACAUGUCAAGCUGCUUUCCAAUAAGACAUCUCAAAAUCAGAGACUGCUCCUGCGCCGCGACCCAUUGUGGCAGGUAACGAUGAAUGUCCGCCUCACCCCCGCCGUCAAGUGCAUCUUCGAUGAAGAAGACAGUUCCCUUCGUGUCAUCCUAGCUGAAACCAUUGAACGGGAAGACGUUCCAGUUGAACAGUGGGCUCGCGAGGUCGUUGUUUACGCGCUCAAGCCAGGAAGGUCCUGCUCGAAACAGGACUUCCGAGAAUUUGCCGCAUCGCUGCUGGCCAGCACUAGCUUGAAAACAUAGACCCUCGAUUUAAAUAUUGUAUGCGGGCCGCAGCCUUGUUCAUAA
This is a messenger RNA of Guyanagaster necrorhizus, 1404 nucleotides long. RefSeq lists its product as uncharacterized. Lineage: Eukaryota; Fungi; Basidiomycota; Agaricomycetes; Agaricales; Physalacriaceae. The record is from RefSeq and is a predicted model, not a curated record. The transcript is spliced from 9 exons. The coding region runs from base 145 to 1359 and encodes 404 amino acids. Gene Ontology annotation, biological process: intracellular transport.